Neoarius graeffei (lesser salmon catfish) is the source of this 1237-nucleotide messenger RNA. It is a transcript of the gene lzic, whose product is annotated as leucine zipper and CTNNBIP1 domain containing. The coding region runs from base 281 to 853 and encodes 190 amino acids. The transcript has 6 exons. Gene Ontology annotation, molecular function: beta-catenin binding. The record is from RefSeq and is a predicted model, not a curated record. NCBI's taxonomy places the organism in Eukaryota, Metazoa, Chordata, Actinopteri, Siluriformes, Ariidae.
UAUGAAGUUAAAACACCUGUUAUUGACAGACCCACCCUUUCCUUCAAUCCCAUAAAGACUUUUAAUGUGUUGUGUUGGAUUGCAGCUGUUGUUAGUGAUUAAAUAAGUGGAGGCUCCUUUUUAUACACACUAUAUAAAAGUGGAAUAUAGUCUGAUAGACCCUGCUCUACAUGUUCACGGGGAGUGGAUUUGGUUCUUGAGUUGAAAUCCUGACCUGGGUCUGAUUGGCUGAUGAACUCUGAAAAUCUCCUGAAAAUCAGGCUGAUUUAAGAAACAUACAAUGGCUUCUCGGGGGAAAUCAGAAACUGGGAAACUAAAGCAGAACAUGGAGGAGCAGCUGGAUCGGCUCAUGCAGCAAUUACAAGAUCUAGAGGAGUGCAGAGAAGAGUUUGAUGAGGAGGAGUAUGAAGAAACCAAAAAAGAGACGCUGGAGCAGCUGAGCGAGUUUAAUGAGUCCCUGAAGAAGCUCAUGUCGGGGAACAUGACCCUCGUGGAUGAAUUGGGAGGGAUGCAGCUAGCUAUCCAAGCUGCCAUCAGCCAAGCAUUUAAGACGCCUGAAGUUAUUCGACUGUUUGCAAAGAAGCAGCCUGGGCAAUUACGGACAAGAUUAGCAGAGAUGGACCGGGAUGUGAUGGUAGGGAAACUUCCUAGAGACGUGUACACUCAGCAAAAACUGGAGAUCCUCACAGCCCUAAGGAAACUGGGCGAGAAGCUUACAGCAGAGGAUGAAGCUUUUCUCACAGACAAUGUCAGUGCCACUCUGAGUCAGUUUGAGAAAGUUACACUGAAUAUGGGAUCUGAAGAUAAGAUCAUGGCCUUAGCAAGCUCUGGAGUUGAAAAGACCCAGACCUAGUGAUGUGUGGUUUCUCAUCUGUAAAAGAUGUGUGAUUGUGUGUGUGUGUUUUUUUUUUUUUUUAAAUGUAAGAUUUCGUCCUACAAUUUUUGGAUCACAAGUGUUGUGCCAUUCAAGAGAUUCUUAACUGUGUAAUUAUUUUCAUGCUUAACCCCAGUGACCUUUAACGUACUCGUACAUUUUUGUGUGUAUGAUUUUGACAGUUUCGGUACGGUAAAGUAAAAUUAAGAAUUUCAUGAAGCUGGCAGAUCUGAUUUAUGUACAUUUUGGUACACUGUCCGAUGAUUGUCUUUUGGUAAUUCCUGCCUGUGGCUUUAGGAAAAAUAAAUGUCUUGAUGUUUGAGUGUAUUGAAAAAAUUCAGAUAAAAGAAAUUUCUUACAGGU